This is a messenger RNA of Girardinichthys multiradiatus, 5355 nucleotides long. Its product is annotated as voltage-dependent calcium channel gamma-5 subunit-like. The transcript has 6 exons. Gene Ontology annotation, cellular component: postsynaptic density membrane; AMPA glutamate receptor complex. NCBI's taxonomy places the organism in Eukaryota, Metazoa, Chordata, Actinopteri, Cyprinodontiformes, Goodeidae. Bases 302 to 1132 code for a protein of 276 amino acids. The record is from RefSeq and is a predicted model, not a curated record. Gene Ontology annotation, biological process: positive regulation of synaptic transmission, glutamatergic; neurotransmitter receptor transport, postsynaptic endosome to lysosome; regulation of AMPA receptor activity. Gene Ontology annotation, molecular function: voltage-gated calcium channel activity; channel regulator activity.
UCAUGCAACAGAGCAGGGCCAGGCAGCUUUCUCUCUCUCUCUCUCCUGUUGGACUGUAGCAUCGACACGCUGCUUCGUCCCCGUCACCUCAAUGUUCUCCAGAGGAUUUUACUGAUCACUGGUGAAUUUACCUGAGUAUUCCUCCAUUAGGGCUAUUUCUCUAACUUUCAGCAGCAAGAUUUCGUGCUCAACACAUUACAGACAGAAUUUCAUCCCUAAAGGCCCUUUUUAACCUUCGCCUCCCUCCACCAUACUGCUCCAGGAACCAGUUUUUCAUCAUAACGACUAGCUUGUGGAAGCCAUGAGUGCAUGCAGCAGGAAGGCUCUGACUUUACUCAGCAGUGUCUUUGCAAUCAGCGGCCUGGGGCUGCUGGGAGUGGCGGUGAGCACAGAUUACUGGCUCUACCUGGAGGAGGGCGUCAUCAUGCCUCUGAACCAGACAGCUGACAUCAAAACUUCGCUGCACUCAGGUCUCUGGAGAGUCUGCUUUCUGGCUGGUGACGAGUCUGGCCGCUGUUUCACCAUUGAGUACAUGAUGCCCACGAGUCUCCAGCUGACGUCAGAGUCCACAGGAAAUGUGCUCAAGAUGAUCCGUUCAGCGACUCCAUUCCCUCUGGUCAGCCUCUUCUUUAUGUUCAUUGGUUUUGUCCUCAAUAACAUCGGACACGUCCGUCCUCAUCGCACCAUCCUGGCGUUUGUCUCAGGAAUCUUUUUCAUCCUUUCGGGACUGGCUCUGGUGGUGGGUCUGGUACUGUACAUCUCCAGUAUAAAUGAUGAGAUGCUGAACAGGACAAAGAGCAGUGAGGCCUAUUUCUCCUAUAAGUAUGGCUGGUCUUUCGCCUUCGCCGCCCUCUCCUUCCUGCUCACUGAGAGUGCAGGAGUCAUGUCUGUCUAUCUUUUCAUGAAGCGUUACACAGCAGAGGAAAUCUACCAGGCUCGCCACCCCAAUUUCUACCGGCCUCGGGUGAGCAACUGCUCCGACCACUCCGGUCAGUACCUCCACCCAGAGUCCUGGUCGCGUGGACGGAGCCCCUCAGACAUCUCGAGUGAAGCCUCGCUCCAGAUGAGCGCCAGCUACCCUGCUCUCCUCAAAUGUCCUGACUAUGACCAGGUGUCAUCCUCACCCUGCUGAGUCAUCAGAGGCCAAUUAAAGGUCACUAAUGAGUCUCAUAGAGUCAAAUAGUUGAGUGAAUAAAGAGGUUUCAUUUAUGGUAAAGAGACAAAACAAAUAAGUUUGAGCCAUCGGUCAAAAAUCUUGAGUUGGUUUAGUUUUCUAUCAGGUCAAAAAUAUAUUCUGCAAACUACUUUUAGUUGAAACAAGUGAACUAGAGGAAGUCUGCAAGUUAAAGUGGUAUGCUGAAAAAGUAAUGGUUUAAUGUUUAUUUAUAGCGAACUAUUCAUAAACCUUAAACUUUUUACCAUUUUGCUAUGUUACAGUACAACCACACACUCCAGUGUAUUUCAUCAGGAUUGUAUGGGAUAGACCAACACAAAGCAGUGCAUAGUUAUGAGGUGGAACGAAAAUGAUGCAGGGUUUUGUGUUGGUCUGUCACAUAAAACUCAAGUAAAAUUUAGUAAAGUUUAAGAUUGUGAGAUGACAAGAUGUAAAAAAAAAAUGUUUUUAAAAGUUUACAAAGCACUGCAUGUACUUUGCUUUAUUUGUAUUUUAGCUCAUUAUUGUUAGCUGUGGGUUGCGAGCAAUGUGUAAAAAUAUGUAUUACUACAUACUAUAUCCAAGGGAUGCAGAAUGUAUUAGCAGUUAAUGUUUCAUUGACCUUUUUCCCUUAGGGUAAAUUAUUUCGCUCCUGGAGGCCUAAAUGCUUCUUUAUGAUUUUAAUAAACACUGAUAAAUAAGCAAUAAAGUCAAAAUGUAAUGGAAAAAGCAAUAGUCUUUAAUGUCUUUGUUAAUAUAAUUAACACAGUACAAAUUGGGAUAUUCUUAAAUUUGAUUAUUCUUGUCAUAUCAUUCACAUCUGAUAAUUUCAUUUGGUUCUGCAAGGAGUGAAUGAAAACACAUUCUGCAUCAGAAAUAUGUGUUGUGUUAACCGAAAUCACAAGAGUUUUUGUGAUGUUAUUGUUAGUAUCCAGUAUUGUCCAUUUUAAACAACAGGGAACAAGUUAGAGAAACUAUGUUGGCAAACAUCACUUAAAAGUCUCAAAAGACAUUUCUCUAUUUUUCACAGCUCUGGCCAGUUAUAGCAGUCUGUUUUGUAUAGUUAAAGUUUUUUUUAAAAACAUGAACGGAUGUUGGACAUAAUCUAAAUCAUUACGAUAACAAUAGUAAAUAACUGAGUAUUGUCUAGUAUUUUCUUGACGUACCUUAAUAUUACCACAAAAUGCCUCGAUGCUUUUAUGAUCUCUGUGGCAACUGUGAUCCUCUACAAUUUACAUUUUCAUGGUUCAGUACUAUCAUAUGGACGUGUUGGUGGAGGGAUAAAACAUUGAGAACGGGACACAGAAUAGGGUCUGAAUAUACAAAUCUUUUUCUUACUCUCAUAGUUAUCCAGACCUGGAAAAUAAUUGAAUCAGAUUCCAUACCAUUUCCUGACUGUAAAGAAACCUUGUUAAAAAACAAUAGUUGAAGUCCCAAAAGGGUCUUAUUCUUUGUGAAACCGUCCAGUGCAGAUGUUAAAUUUUUUGUCUAUUUCCAUUAAGACUAUAUUUUAUUUUGUAAGAUUAAAUAUUUGCAAAUGUAUAACAAAUUAAACUUGUGCAACACUGUAUGUGGAUCAAUCUUAGUUUAAAACAAAAAUUCCACCUGAAUUUAUUUUAACUUUUGUAAUUUUAGACAAACUGCCUGUAGGGGGCACCAAUGUUCCAUUUAAUGCUCCUUACGUCUUUUUGCAGAAACACAACCUGUUUUUCCAAACAUGUCCUGUUCUGCUUCCUGUUUGCUCACCUGGUUGCAUUCAGUCAGCAUCACAAAACUACACAGCCUUUCUCUACACUUAAAAGGUAAUGAAAACAUGUCUUGUCAAAGUGUUUUCUGUUACAAGGCUUAAAACUCCUUAUUUAUGCAAAGAAGUAGGUCAAAACGAGCGUCAAUAAUGAAUAUCCCAUGAGUCUGCUAUAAGCUUUAUGUAUACUUUAUGUAGAUACACGUAAUGUACAACGUGACCAACAGCUCUUACAGAGAAUAUAAAAAUUAAUGCAACCACAAGCCCACAAAGGGCUGCAGAAGAUAAAAUGAUGCCCUUAUAUCACAAGGCCUACAUUUUAUUUUACAAUAACAUACAAAACUAUUGGUGUUAUUGACAUCUUUAUCAGUUAUAUAAUCAUCAUCCUAAACAUGAAGCAUCAUAUUCACUAUAAUCUUUCCCAUUAUUAUAAAUAUAACCAUCUUUUUCUUAUCAGUCAUGGCUUUUAAACAUCUUUGUCACAGUUAUUAACCUAGAUUCUCUUCAUCACUUCAAAUGUCAUUUUUUGAACCAAAUGAUUGUUUAAGGCUUUUGCAAAGAAGACCCCAAACUUUAGCAAGAUGCAAACAUGUUACAGAGUGUGCAUACUACAACAAAGACAGUAAAACCAAUACAUUAUAUAUACACAUACAUAACUUAGGCAUACGUUAUUUAAGAUUUACAGGGAGUAAUAAUAAAACCAUUUCACCAAUAAAAAUAAAUAAUAAAAAGAAAGCUGGUUAUUAUGUAGAAAAGCAAGCAACAAUCAAAUGCAACAGGAUCACAAUACAUCAACCUUCACUAACAUAUGCAGUAGAGAAAUGAAAAAAAAACUGGAAAAAGCUUAAUCGGACUGGUACCAACUGGGUUGCUGCAGAGCAAGAAAACAAACCCGUUUUUAGACUUAAAAGGCUUUCUGAAAAUGAAAGUGCUGCUGAAGUUGUAAUCCUUAAGAUGCUCAAGAAAACAUAUCUUUUAAAAUAUUUUACGGUAUUAAUAACUGCUUAGCGACAGCUAAUUGGCAUAAGGUAUUGUUGAGUAUAAUUUGCCUUCAAAGCACAAAAUAAGUAAGCUGAUGCAGCUUUUAGGGACUGCCAUCCUAUGAAGUACCAAUCAAAGUAAAAAAGGUGUUUCUGAGGGGCUGUUCUGCUCUAUACAGCUGGAGAAAACUCAGAUUACUCUGGGACUUUUUCUAGCAUCUCAUUACAAAGCAACUGGGGGUCUGAUCUUUUUUCCCUAUCAUUGAAUAUAUAUCAAUCCAAAUGCUUUUACAGAUCAUGCUGGACAUCUUGAUGUGGAAGUUGUGACUGAGUGGAGAAGACACAAACUUGAAUAUUUUUAAUACUAGAGAGGAUGAAUCAUAUGAAGUGCAACAAUGCCAGAACGUUUUUAAAUGGAAAUAAAAACAUUUUAACAUGUUGAGACAGGUCUGUGGUUUAUUCAGGUCGUUAGAGAACAAGAGAGAGUGGGACUUUCAGCAGAUGACAGGAAGGCUAAAUGGAGAACAGAAACGUUUCUCCAGUUCAACCAUUUGAGCUUUUUAAUCUCUGUCACUGACCAUACAGGCCACUGUCCAAAACUGUUGGCAGCCUUUUGGUAAAGAUCUACAUUCUCAAGUGAAAACACAUGAAGAAUGCUGUUGCAGCAACGCUAACCUCAUUAAUAAGAUGCUAAACACAAUUUAAAAUGUCAACUCCAAAUAUUUUGUUUCAAAAUUCUAUAAUCUUGUUUUUACAGCGACGGCACAUAGAGUGUGACAUCGACAUUUCAGCAUGAGCGCCUCCAAGUAGUCAGAUGAUUAUGAUUGUGUGAUUCAUUUAGCUAAUAGCCAGUGAUGACCUAAGUUUCACUUUCAGUCUGAAACAUUCAGGAUCUUCAGAAGAGUGAACAGCCUACAGAACAUAGCAUGAGACUGUGUAAGGUUGCUGGGUCGUUGGAAGCAGGGCAUCAUGUUUUCCAAUGGCGUUAAAACAAAUGGCUGGUGUGUAAUGGUGUGGUAGGGCAAUAAGGAUUACAACUUCAGGUCUAAAAAAAGUUAUAUUUGAAGUCUCAUAUUAAAGCACCAUUACUACUUAAUCAUAAUAUAACAAAGUAUACACAUUUCAAGUCUCAGCUCCCAAAGAAAAGAAUGACAUCAGCCCAGCUGAAUAUAGACUCCAAUGAUCUAUUUGACACCUUUUUUUUCUGAGGUUACUCUGAGCAUGGCACCAGGAGAGAAGAGCUCAGCCCCAGAAUGAGAUGACGCCUCAGUCCAGCUGUGGUUAUGCUGAACUGACUCAAACACCAACCCUUAAAAAUGUGCAUCUGUUUCCUCACCCUGUUUAUUCUUUGACCCCAGUGUUGAUGGCCAACCACCUGAACUCUGGUUUUUAGUUUCAACAACCAUUUUUUUAAAGCACAGUGGAGGAAAUACUUGCACACUGUAUGCAAACAAACUUAACAUGCACACUGAGGCACA